AUGGCCUCAGACAUCCGCAUGCCAGGUCCAGUGUGCCUCAUUGAGAACACUAACGGGCGACUAGUGGCUAAUCAGGAAGCUCUGAAGAUCCUGUCUGCCAUUUCACAGCCUGUUGUGGUGGUGGCUAUCGUGGGCCUCUACCGCACAGGCAAGUCCUACCUGAUGAACAAGCUGGCUGGGAAGAAAAAGGGCUUCUCAAUGGGCUCCACAGUGCAGUCUCACACCAAAGGAAUCUGGAUGUGGUGUGUGCCCCAUCCCGAGAAACGAAACCGUGUCUUAGUUCUGCUUGACACUGAGGGCCUGGGAGACGUGGAGAAGGGUGACGACCAGAAUGACUCCUGGAUCUUUGCUCUAGCAAUACUCCUGAGCAGCACCUUCAUAUACAACAGCAUGGGAACCAUCAACCAGCAGGCCAUGGACCAACUGCACUACGUGACAGAGCUGUCAAAUCGAAUCAGGGCAAAAUCCUCAUCUGUUGAUAAUGAGGUUGAGGAUUCAGCUGACUUUGUGAGCUUCUUUCCAGACUUUGUGUGGACGCUGAGAGAUUUCUCCCUAGAGUUGGAAGUAGAUGGACAACCCAUCACAGCAGAUGAGUACCUGGAGAAUUCACUCAAGCUUAAGCAAGGUACCAGUCAAAAAGAUAAAAAUUUUAAUCUGCCCCGACUCUGUAUCCGGAAGUUCUUCCCAAAGAAGAAAUGCUUUGUCUUCGAUCGGCCCACUUACCAGAAGAAGCUAGGCCAGCUUGAGAUGCUGCAUGAUGAUGAGCUAGAGCCCGAAUUUGUGCAACAAGUUGCAGUCUUCUGUUCCUACAUCUUCAGCAACUCCACAACUAAAACUCUUUCAGGAGGCAUCAAGGUCAACGGACCUCGUCUGGAGAACCUGGUGCUGACCUUUGUUGAUGCCAUCAGCCGUGGGGAUCUGCCCUGCAUGGAGAAUGCAGUCUUGACCUUGGCCCAGAUAGAGAACUCGGCCGCAGUGCAAAAGGCCGUGGCCCACUAUGACCAGCAGAUGAGCCAGAAGGUGCAGCUGCCCACAGAAACCCUCCAGGAGCUGCUGGACCUGCACAGGGCCAGUGAGAAAGAGGCCAUCGAAGUCUUCUUCAGGAGUUCCUUCAAAGAUGAAGACCAUUUAUUUCAAAAGGAUUUAGCGGACCAGCUAGAAAAAAAGUGGGAUGACUUUUGUAAACAGAACAUGAAAUUAUCAUCAGAUCGCUGCUCAGCUUUACUUAAGGAUAUUUUCAGUCCUCUAGAAGAAAACGUGAAGCUGGGGAUUUACUCCAAACCAGGAGGGUAUCGUCUCUUCAUCCAGAAGACACAAGAGCUGAAGGAAAAGUACCUUCAGGAACCCAGGAAGGGAAUACAGGCUGAAGAGACUCUUCAGACAUACUUGAAGUCCAAGGAGUCUAUUAGUGAUGCAAUUCGACAGACAGACCAGGCUCUCACAGAAAAGGAAAAGGAGAUUGAAGUGGAACGUGUGAAAGCAGAAGCUGCACAGGCUGCAGCAAAACUGUUGGAGGAAAUGCGAAUAAAGCAUGGGCAGAUGAUGGCACAGAAAGAAAAGAGUCAUCAGGAACAUGUGAAACAAUUGACUGAGCAGAUGGAGAGGACUAGAGCCCAGCUGCUGGAGGAGCAGGAGAGGAUUCUCGCUUUCAAACUUCAGGAAAAACGCCGACUACUAGAGGAAGGAUUCGAAAAGGAACGCAGACAACUUCAAAAUGAGAUACGCAACAUCCAGAAGAGUAUGGAAGAAGCAAGAGGGAGAUGUGUCAUAAGCUAAAGGCCUAAAGAAUAGAGCUUUCCUGGUCACUCUUACCCAAGGCAUAACUCAAGCUGUUUUAGAAUUUGGAAAAAUGUCACUACACUUGAUAAUAAUUAGGUCUUGCAUUUUUAUAACACCAAAAAUUUGCAAAGAUAUGCAGUACUAUAAUUGAAAUCAUGUCCAUCUUCCUAACAAUAUUAUAAAUUGUAUAACAAUGAUUUUACCUCUGUACCAACAUAGGAGAUAUCAUGAGCUGGGACCACUCAGGAGAAGCUUAUUCUUCCAGAUGACAACUAGUAGACAAAUGGAUCAAGAGCAAAGUCUUAGGUAAAAGUCUUGAGACAUAGUUGGGCAUCAG
Diceros bicornis minor is the source of this 2116-nucleotide messenger RNA. Its product is annotated as guanylate-binding protein 1-like. Gene Ontology annotation, molecular function: GTPase activity; GTP binding. Lineage: Eukaryota; Metazoa; Chordata; Mammalia; Perissodactyla; Rhinocerotidae. The transcript is spliced from 10 exons. Bases 1 to 1776 code for a protein of 591 amino acids. The record is from RefSeq and is a predicted model, not a curated record.